ACCACGGUCACACUACUGGCGCGCAUUGCAAAUUUGCGGAAUAAUACGAAAUGAAACCAUGACCAGCGCACGCAGCCAAGUCAGCAUGCAAUGCAAGUACGACCGCGUGGUCCUAUUGGUGGACAUGGACUGUUUCUUCUGCCAGGUGGAGGAGAAGCAGCAGCCGGAGUACCGCAACCGUCCUCUGGCCGUUGUUCAGUAUAAUCCUUGGCGCGGGGGCGGCAUCAUCGCGGUCAACUACGCGGCUCGAGCCAAGGGCGUGACGCGCCACAUGCGUGGAGACGAGGCCAAGGAUCUUUGUUCUGACAUCGUCCUUUGCCAGGUGCCCAACAUCCGGGAGAAGGCCGAUACCAGCAAGUACCGGGAUGCUGGCAAGGAAGUGGCAAACGUGCUGCAGCGCUUUACCCAGCUUCUAGAGCGAGCUUCCGUGGACGAAGCGUAUUUGGACAUCACAGAGACUGUAAACCUGCGUAUGCAGCAGAUGCAGACCGGCGCCUUUGCUUUGCAGCCCCAGGAACUGGUUAACACCUUCGCCGUGGGAUACCCAAACAUUGGCGACUACGUCAACAAGAUAACGAACCGCUUUUCCAAUCCCUACAUAGACGACGAACGCUUUCAAAUGUCAUAUGACCAAAACGAUCUUCCCGCCGUCCGGCAGAGCGAUAUCCGGCUGCUCAUUGGGGCAUCAGUGGCAGGUGAAGUUCGGGCGGCUGUCAAAAAAGAAACCGGAUACGAGUGUUCGGCUGGCAUAGCCCACAACAAGAUUUUGGCCAAGCUGGCAGCAGGCAUGAACAAGCCAAAUAAACAGACCAUUUUGCCGCUGGCGGAGACUGCUAGUCUAUUCGAUUCCUUACCUGUUGGCAAAAUAAAGGGACUAGGCGGCAAGUUCGGCGAGGUGGUGUGCGAGACCCUGGGUGUGAAGUUCCUGGGCCAAGUGGUAAAGUUUACAGAGACCGAGUUGCAGCGCAAGUUUGACGAGAAAAAUGGAACCUGGCUGUUUAACAUCUCUCGCGGCAUCGACCUGGAGGCAGUGACUCCGCGCUUCUAUUCAAAGAGCAUUGGUUGCUGCAAAAAGUUUCCGGGUCGGAACAACAUCACCGGGUUGAAAACCCUUCAGCACUGGCUGGGAGAGCUUUCCUCUGAGAUUAACGACCGGCUGGAAAAAGACUUCAUAGAGAACAAUCGCAGGGCCAAGCAAAUGGUGGUGCAGUACGUGCAAGACAUUGACGGCGAGGAGGUAGCCAGCUCCCGCUCAACAGCCUUAAAAGAUUACGACCAGGAAGUAAUCGUCAAGUAUGCCCUGGACCUAAUCAAGGCCAACACGAAAACAUUUUUGCGUGCUGGCAGUGAUUCAGCUCUAAACAAUGCCAUUAAGUUUCUCGGCAUCAGUGUGGGUAAGUUUGAAACCGUCUCAAGUACCCAAAACAAGCUGCAGGAGAUGUUCGCAAACCAGGCUGCCAAGAAACGUAGGAUCAGCGGGGAGGAGCCACUCCAGCCGCCAAAGAUGUUGGUGGAAAAGAAACCAAAGCAGACGGAAGAGUCUAAGAUGAAGAGCUUCUUUGCCAACUACCUGCAAGGAACCAAAAAGGAAGAUACAAAGCCAGAUGAUAAUUGUGUAGAGGCCUCAGCUGCGCCAAAGAAGAGCUUCGUCGAGAAGUACAAGCAGAAGCUCCAUGCCACUACAAAAGCCGAGGAAGGCAUCUCCGAGGGAACUGGUCUCACUUCAACGCAGCCGGAAUUAAAGGAAAGUUUCUUUUCGCAGUACCUGAAACAACAAAAAGAGACACUGCCACAAUACGGUCAGGCAGUAGGUGAGAUCCAUUCAGAUAUGCAGGAUUUGGCAGAGGAACUAGACGCUAUUGAGGCCAGCAACACAAAAGAAUUCGAUGAAGACACUGAAGAGGAGACGGAUUUAACGGGCAAAAUCCACAGAUCGCUUCUUCAAGAACAGCCAUCUACAUCCAAAGCCUUGCGAGAGGAACAAUUAAACUCUUCUUACCAAAAAGAUAAUACGAAGCCGAUCGAUCUUCCACCGCUCACUGAAGAAGAACUUAAGCCUUCAACGUCUAAAAGGAAGUUCGACGAGAUCGACAGUUCUGCUAGAAACUACAAAGAAAGCUAUGCAGAGUUCGCUGUACCUGAGCUUCGGACAGAUCUUCUCCCGAUGGUCAAAUGCGAGCAGUGCGGAACGAACAUACCAGAUGACGUCAAAUGCCUGCAAACGCAUAGGGAUCAUCAUUUUGCCCAGGAACUGAGUCGACAACUAAAGAGUAAUGAGCGGGAGGAGAUGUUACAGAGUCGUCAGAAAAUAUCUCCUAAGCCUACACCACCGAAAAAAACUAAGAAAACGGCUAGUUCUGGAAAAUCGUCUAGUACCACGGCUCUACCCACUAAUAGUAUAACCAAAUUCUUUAGCGCCAAGGCAACCCAGGAUCCACCAUCCAGUGAUGCUCAGAUGCAGCAGUGCACCGAGUGCAAGGCUUUCAUCAAAUGCGUGGAUAUGCCGGAGCACCUGGACUACCACGUGGCCAGGAACCUUCAGCGUGAAUUAAACCAACAAGAUCUACGUACUCGAACCGCGGCUCUGACAAAGGAGAGGACCUCCCCAGCUCAGUCGAAGAAACAGCAACAGAAGAAGCUAAACACCACUGGAGGCUCCUCAACUGGAACCAAGACAAUUGUUCAGUUUUUUAGUCAAAGCAAUUGAUUUCAAAAUAUUUUCCGAAUAUAUCUAUGAUAACUUCGAAGUAGUUAAGAAUAGAGCAGAAGCAGAUUUUUAUAGGAUAUAAGCGAGAUCAGAAUAGAGAACUUACAUAAGAAGACACUUUGUGGAUGUAUAUAUGCUACUAACAUUUAGUUUUAAUUUUUGGUUCGAAAAAAAGGGAACAUAUUUUUUACAUUUAUAGCUCUUAAAUUUUUAUAAAUUUCAUAAUCAAGCUCUGGACAGCAAAUCGAUUUGUGAUUUUUUUAGUUCUGUAAUAUACAAGUUCCAGGUUACUGGUAAAUUUUUUAGUUUUGUUAUAUAUAAAGGCGAGUGAUAAUAUUCAUGUUUUUUUGUUUCUAGGUUUAAGUAUCAAUGUUGAUCAAUACAAUUUCCAUCCUUAAAUAAAUGAAACCGAGUGCUCUGUUAAUGCUAAAAA
Molecule: messenger RNA, 3140 nt
Organism: Drosophila eugracilis
Lineage: Eukaryota; Metazoa; Arthropoda; Insecta; Diptera; Drosophilidae
Gene: DNApol-eta
Product: DNApol-eta
Exons: 3
Coding region: 59-2707 (882 amino acids)
Biological process (GO): response to radiation; error-prone translesion synthesis
Cellular component (GO): nucleus; replication fork; site of double-strand break
Molecular function (GO): damaged DNA binding; DNA-directed DNA polymerase activity
Source: RefSeq, a predicted model, not a curated record